Molecule: messenger RNA, 3780 nt
Organism: Neoarthrinium moseri
Lineage: Eukaryota; Fungi; Ascomycota; Sordariomycetes; Amphisphaeriales; Apiosporaceae
Exons: 5
Coding region: 1-3780 (1259 amino acids)
Biological process (GO): protein desumoylation
Cellular component (GO): cytoplasm; nucleus
Molecular function (GO): SUMO-specific endopeptidase activity
Source: RefSeq, a predicted model, not a curated record
AUGUGCGUGGACUCCUCUUUCCCUCUCCUAGAUGCUCUCCUAGAUGCUCUUGUGGCCCGGCUGGAAUGGGCCCAGAUCAAGGCAGCCCCGUCCACCGCCGAGACCAACUUCGACCACCCAGCCGGACCUGUUCACAGCGAGCAUGCAGCUGCCAACGCCGCUGGCACACAGAACCACCAGACCGGCUCGGCGAUCGUGAGCGAACAGGCACCAGGCAAGCCCAAGUGGACGAAAUCCAACAAGCAUGUUGACUGGCUACCAGAGAAGCCACAGCCCAUCAUGCCGUUACUAUCAACAUUCUUCAAGCGCGUGUUCGAUGGCGCGCCCAAGCCGAUGAAUACACUCAACCAGGAUGUUCCCUCUUCACGUGGCCUUCCCCAGGCACCGCUAGCUUCAGAACGAGUCGAUCACCCUGCAAGGAGACAGAAGCUGGACUCGCAGAAGACUUUCACAGACUUACAAUUCCAGCCCGUCGAGACCGAAGCUGAGGUUCGCGCCCGUCGCAGGAAUUCGAUAAGUAGCACCCAGUCGAAUGCGCAAGGAGUCGGAAGCACCCAGUCGUCAAACAGCAGACCUCUUCAAGGAAAUGUCACGGAGUAUCGCCAACUCGAGUCACAAACGAAGGCCCCAAAAAGAAGACGGUUACGACGGAGGGACUCAAUGGGAAACUCGGCGACACACCCCGAGACUAUUGAGGACAGUGAUGACGACCCGGUACAUCUGGUGCACACGGGGUCCACAUUCGUGCGUAAGGAGCAGGAGGUUGAUGGUAGAGAGUUGAGCAACCGUUUUGUGCGGUCAGGACAACACGCCAACUUGGGAUUAUUAGGGAGGGCGCGUGCCAAGAGAGGGGCUACCGAUGACAUUGUGAACGAUCCGAAGCGAGUGAGGAAUUCAAGCCCCGACCCUUUGGCCGAGGAACCGACUUCUUCCAGCAACCGGCGACAGACGCGUCACACCCAAUCGAGCCCCAGCGAGUCCACCAGGGGGGAAAUCAAGCCAACCAAAUUCACAUCUCGCGCAAUACCCAUGGCUCCAACAAGAAGGCCGGGUCUUAAAAGGGUCGAACUCCCAGAGAUGACCGUUGCAAGGCAUAUCGUUCAGGCUGGGUUUCUUCUCCAGGCUGGAGUCUCUGGGGAUUAUGCGUACCCAGACCCGAAAGGUAGUCUUUACCAAAAGUGCUUCCUUCAGCUGCAUGAAGUCAGUACUAUACUUCAUCCCACGGACGAGGAUGGGAAACUCAUCGUUGGACUCUCUUUCCUUGCCGUCGACCUCAAGAGAGUCCACACGAUAAAGAUGGGUCACCCCCCCGUUCCCAUCAUAGCUAUACACCGCGCCGUUAAUCCGGGGAUGACGGCUCCGCCCAAGUUGCACCUGGAGUUUUCGAGCCAGGAUGAAGUGGAACACUUCUCGUCGUGGGUGCGCAUGUCGCGUGAGGAGAGACUGUCGGUCAAGAUGGAGAUUGAAAUACCCGACAAAUUGACAAGAGAGCUCAACAACUUGCGCAGCAAAGCUAGCAAGGGCGCCGUUCUGAGAGACUCUGAUGCAUCCUUACCACAGUUUGGAGACGACAUCAAGUUGAUUGAGCGUCAGCGCCAAAUGCAAUCACGAAAGGCGAAGGAACCGGUUAGGCAAACCCCGCCCAAGUCACAACGGCUGAGUAUCAAAGACUCAAUGGAGCGACCGCCAUCCCGCCACGAGGAGACCAUACAGGUGCCAGAGAGCCCGAAAGCCACACAGACACGAGCUACUCGUUCGCGGCCGUCGAGGCCAGUCGAAAGGCUUGAGACCCCCCCGAGAGGCUGGACCGAGGAUAAUCCAGGCUGGGCUGGCGAUUGGCGAAACUCAUUAGUGUAUCCUGCUCAGGGCAAAGACCGCGCUACCGUAGACAAAGAGGACAUUGCCAGGCUCGACGAGGGGCAGUUCCUGAACGACAAUCUGAUCAUCUUCGUCCUUCGUCGUCUUCAGAUUGAGAUGGAAAAGAACCAACCUGAACUUGCGCGAAGGGUUCAUUUUCACAACACGUUCUUCUACGACAAGUUGAAACCCUCCAAAAGCGGUGCUGGCAUCAACUACGACAGUGUUAAAGCCUGGACAUCCAGGGUCGACCUGUUCACCAAGGACUUCAUCGUCGUCCCGAUCAAUGAGUACUCGCAUUGGUAUAUUGCUAUCAUCUACAAUGCCCCAAAGCUUGUUCCUUCCCAUGACUCUGUGAGCGAGCCGCCGGAACAACAGAAUCCUAGUAGCAUCGCAGUUGUUCCCGUUGAUCUUGUCGAUGAUGGCGACAUGGUGGCAUCGACAGAUGUUGGUACCACCAAUGCUUCGAUCCCUUCAGCAGACACGGACAAGCAUACUCUCGAGAAGGAAUUGCGCCGGAUGUCCAUUAGUAGCUGUGAUGAUGCGAAGCAUGGCAAAAAGGCACAGGAGCUUCAGGCAGCUGACGAAAAUGGCGUUGUCGACCUGAUGAAUGGUGGCCAGGACCAUGACCAGGCACAGGAACAACAUCAGGUACAGGUUCGCAACGGCACCACCGAGCGUAAGAAGCAAGCCAGGAAGUCGAACGUGGGAUUGCGUAAGGCAGAUCCCAGUCAGCCCAAGAUCAUCACAUUGGACUCUUUGGGUUCUCGUCAUUCACCCGCGUGCUCUUACCUUCGCCAGUAUUUGAUGGCUGAAUUGAAGGACAAGAAGGGCGUGGAGAUACCCGACCCGGGGCGCAUAGGAAUGACAGCCAAAAACAUACCUCUGCAGGAGAACUACUGUGACUGUGGACUAUAUCUUCUUGGAUAUAUUCACGAGUUUUUGCAGAACCCAGAUGGUUUCAUUCACGGGCUUCUUGCGCAGGAAGAGCCUCAAUGGAAAAUCGAUGCACCGCAUCUGCGUCAAGAGAUUCGACAAACCAUCUUUGAGCUGCAAAAGGAACAACAGAGGCGGGAAGAUGCAGAAAGGGAUGAGAAACGACAAAGAAAGCGACAAGCCGCACUUGAUCAGCGGAACCUGGCCGAACGUUCAUCUUCGAGCGAUGCGAAUCAUCCUGAACUCAAGACACAGCCGUCAUCUUCUGCCUCGGCGAUAUCUCUAAUCAACAACGACAACAACACGGAAUCUGGCUCAUCCGUUAUUCAGAGUCUCGAGCGUGGCGAGGCUACUGACAGUUCCACGCUGCAUCAAAAUGAGAUGCGCACCAUCGAGGCAGGAAAACUUGGUUACGCCCGGAACACCAGACACGGUUCUCGCGAAGUCACCCCGAAAUUCAGGGCAGCCAUUGAAGAUCCAGGAGUGAACUCACUUCCCGGCACAUUCCCAUCAUCACCGCCUCGGCCAACGAAAGACCGAGCCAUUAUUGAGACCCCCAGGCGUUCGCAGCGAUCUGCCAGUAACACGACGGAGCGGGAGUUUUUACGACCCAUUCCUAGGUCACCGAGCACUCGUGAUGGAACCCCUGGUAACCCGGUAGCUGUUGAGGAGUCACCGGAGCCCCAUCCCUCGCGAGAUUUGACACGCGAUUUACAGCGAGACCUGCGAUCCGCAACUAAAGAGCUCAAAGGCUCCAAGAAGCCCGGAAACUCGGUGUGCAAUUGGUAUAUUCCACUCAGCACCAGUACCAGUAUUCAAAAGGACAAAAGCCAACCAGAAGCACGCGUGGCACGUCCGAAUGAGACAGCUACAGAUAGUGCCUACUUUCGGGGACCAUCAAGACAGCGGCCUCAAGACAGGGCAGGCCGUGCCGAGUUGGUCCUCAAGAAGCCGCCCACCAUCAACAUUGAUGACAUAUCUGAUUGA